Molecule: messenger RNA, 1005 nt
Organism: Penicillium verhagenii
Lineage: Eukaryota; Fungi; Ascomycota; Eurotiomycetes; Eurotiales; Aspergillaceae
Exons: 2
Coding region: 1-1005 (334 amino acids)
Source: RefSeq, a predicted model, not a curated record
AUGACGACUCAUAACCUUUACACCACCGACGGCGCAAUUGAGGAUUUCUUCAACUCCAACCCUGCUGUCACAAGACAGCAAUGCGAUGAGUUCGCCAUUUCUCAUGCUGGUGGCGUGUCCACUGCUUUACAGAUGCAAGGAGUGUGUAGCUAUACCGUGACAGCGGGGCCCAACGCGUCUAAGCUCUUCCAGUUUCGCGAUGAGAACUCUACCAUUGAUAUGAGGAACAUCGGCCUCGCUAAAGCAAUCCAUUCCGAGUUCGUAGCUAGUUGCGAAUAUCUCGGAAUCAUUGGCAAUUCACAGCCGCUCCAUAUAUACGAGAUGGACAAACUCCCUGGGACUCCUCAUAUUAUGGCGCAUAUCUCACCAGACGACAUGUCUCAGAAUAGUAACGCUAUCAGAGAUCUUGCAAGAUUCUUUGCACAGUCAUGGAACAACGACCAACGGCCAAGCUCAGAUGAAACCGCUGUCUUGCUCGCAGAGUUUGAAACAAAUUUUGGUCUACUUGCUCGAGACCUGCCCUCUCGCUUUGCACCAAACCUAGAAAGGGUUCGCCUGGUUCUCCCGUCGCUCUUCUCCAAAGCCCUGCCUUUUGUCCUCAGUCACCGGGACCUUAAUACCAUGAAUAUCCUCACCAAUACCGAAACUGGAAAUAUCACAGGCAUUGUCGACUGGGCCGAAUCCAGAAUUCUACCGUUCGGCUUUGCUUUAUACGGACUUGAGAAUGUUUUUGGCCAGAUGGAUUCAGAAGGGUGGCACUACUACGAUCGCUACCACGAAAUGGAGAGACUCUUCUGGCAAAGAUUUCGGGAGGAGGCUAGGAAUUUCUCUGAUGCUGAUUUGUCUUUGAUCCGCGCUGCGAGAAUGGCUGGACUCUUCUACCAGUAUGGAUUUCAUUUUGACAUUAAGGGUGUAGUUCGGCGGGUUCGAGUAGAGGAGUCGGAUGGCUCCCUUGCAUAUCUUGAUGCUUUCUGUACUGCUGAUGAGUGGAGUCCUUUUGAGUAA